GACUUACCUGACGUCAGUGACUGAUCUGCCAUCAUGUUCAUGUUGACAAAUCUGAAAAGAAAACAAUGAAAUUCGGGGUGAACACGAACGUUUGAGAACCUAAGAAAGAGAAAAAGGCAGGGGGAGACAGGAAGAAGAAGAAGAAGAGAUGUCUCAGAAGUCCAAGUUACUUAAAGUUGUUCUUCUCGGGGAUGGAGGUGUUGGAAAAAGCUCUUUAAUGAACCGAUUUGUCAGUAACAAGUUUGAUGCCCAGUCAUUUCACACCAUUGGUGUGGAGUUCUUGAACAAAGAUGUCAGCUUUGAGGGAGAGAAUUACACCAUGCAGAUAUGGGACACUGCAGGCCAGGAACGCUUUAAGAGUUUACGGACACCGUUUUAUCGCGGAGCUGAUUGUUGUUUGUUGACUUUCGCUGUUGAUGAUAUUCAGAGUUUUAAAAAUCUGGCAAUGUGGAAAAAAGAAUUCUUGUACUAUGCUGACAUUCAAGACGGUAACAAUUUUCCUUUUGUGAUACUAGGAAACAAAAUAGAUGUGGAAAAUCGAAUGGUUUCCAAUGAAAUGGCUCAAGAGUGGUGUCAAGCCAAUGGACAAGCUCCCUAUUUUGAAACCAGCGCUAAAGAUUCCACGAAUGUUGACGAAGCAUUUAAAGCAGCGAUCAAACGCUUACGGGACCUAGAGGAUGUGAUAGAGAUCAAAACCCAGCAUGGAAACACGGUAGACCUGAAGAGAAAGGCCAAGUCACAGAGCUCAGGGUGCUGUGGCAACUAAUGAGAUUGUUUUAGCCUAUUACUUAGCAAAUUUUACUUUCAUUUCAAUAUUUUGGCAUUCAAUGCAUCUUUUCUGCUAAUAUUCUGUAUAUUUUGUAACUAGCAUUCAGACUCUUUGAAAGUGAAAUUAUCAUGUGACCAAGGUAAAAGUUUCUGUGACAGACAUACGGACGGACAGAGUUAUGAGAAUCAAUGUCCUCUCACAUUCGUGAAAGGGAGGAAAGUUUUAUCAUGUGAAUUAAAAUAAUAGAGGGAGGAAGCAUGUGCAAUAAAAGCCAAUACAUGGUGUUCAUGCUGAUUGGUAGGGAUGCUGUGUCUUAAUUAAAAAGAAAAACGUCAGGUGACAUUGUGUAUAUUGGUAGCAUAAAAAUGUAAACAGUAAUUUUUUUGUGUUUGGAGUAUAUAAUCAUGUUGAAAUCGAAAGAGUUGUGACUGAAAACAUUUGUUUAAAUUAUUGGUCAAAUCAUUCAAUUUUGAUGUGUUUUGAUACUUUAUGAAAACAAUAAAGGAUACAUAUGUUUUUAAA
Messenger RNA from Saccostrea cuccullata (small rock oyster), 1291 nucleotides. Its product is annotated as ras-related protein Rab-9A-like. NCBI's taxonomy places the organism in Eukaryota, Metazoa, Mollusca, Bivalvia, Ostreida, Ostreidae. The coding region runs from base 149 to 766 and encodes 205 amino acids. The record is from RefSeq and is a predicted model, not a curated record. Gene Ontology annotation, molecular function: GTP binding; GTPase activity. The transcript is spliced from 2 exons. Gene Ontology annotation, cellular component: phagocytic vesicle; lysosome; late endosome. Gene Ontology annotation, biological process: retrograde transport, endosome to Golgi.